Messenger RNA from Phytophthora sojae, 153 nucleotides. RefSeq lists its product as hypothetical. The record is from RefSeq and is a predicted model, not a curated record. The transcript is spliced from 2 exons. The coding region runs from base 1 to 153 and encodes 50 amino acids. Lineage: Eukaryota; Oomycota; Peronosporomycetes; Peronosporales; Peronosporaceae.
AUGGAGCCCGCCGCUGCAGUGACCAACUCGAUCGCCGGCAAGGUGUACGAGGGCGUGAUCUCCGUCGUGUCCUACUUCGCCAUCGAGUACACGUCCAACUGGAACUGGCACUUCGAGGACCUGGGCGCGCUCAUUCCGGCCACGUCCGCCUAA